This is a messenger RNA of Choloepus didactylus (southern two-toed sloth), 3636 nucleotides long. RefSeq names its product pleckstrin homology and RhoGEF domain containing G6 (gene PLEKHG6). The transcript is spliced from 17 exons. Gene Ontology annotation, molecular function: GTPase activator activity; guanyl-nucleotide exchange factor activity. The coding region runs from base 368 to 2746 and encodes 792 amino acids. NCBI's taxonomy places the organism in Eukaryota, Metazoa, Chordata, Mammalia, Pilosa, Megalonychidae. The record is from RefSeq and is a predicted model, not a curated record.
CCCCGCGCCGCCCGGGUGCCGCGGGCCGCUCGGUAGGGCUGACAUCGCUGGGGGAGCCGUCGGCCACGGGGAGCGCCGCGGGCGGGGAUCGGCAGCGCGGGGCCGCGGGGGCCCGGACACCUGCGGGUACAGGUUAGGGAUGGAGCCCCACCUGGCUCCCAGCCCCACCUAGGUGUUCCUAGAGACUGCGGAAAACCAAAUGUCUUCCAAGACCAGAGACUUCUCGCUCCCUCUUGGCUGGUCUCUUAGGCCCGGGCUUAAUAGCUGUCUCGAACUUACCUUCUUCAAUGUGGCCAGAAAGGUCCAGCCUCGGCGACCCUCUUCUCCUGGAGCUAUGACCCUUUGGAGGUGACCCAGGAGAGAAGGGAUGCAAGCAUUCAGUCCUCCAAAUGAGGGUCACCUCCCAGGACUUGUGGCCUCCCGCAUCGUGACCUAUGGGGGCCGGCCCCGGGCCUCUGCCCAGAGUGCUGCCAGCAGCCUCUAUCCCCGGGGAGGCCCCAUGCUGGAUCCCAGUCGCCGUCGCCUCCAGGACUACGUCCCCUUUGCCAGGGGCUCUGGCCAUGACCAAGGCCUGCCUCCCAUGAGGUGGCAAGAACCAGAGCCCGAGAAGAGGCCCGGGAGCCACUUUGGGGCUGGCCCACCUUACUCCCCCAAACUCAAGGAAGUCACCAAGGCCCACGCGCUCGAGGUGAGGCUGCACACGUUCAGCAUGUUUGGGAUGCCCCGGCUGCCCCCGGAGGACCGGCGGCACUGGGAGAUAGGGGAGGGCAGCGACAGUGGCCUGGCCAUCGAGAAGUCCUGGAGAGACCUGGUGCCUGGGCACAAGGAGAUGAACCGGGAGUCUUGCCACCAGCAGGAAGCACUGUGGGAGCUCCUGACCACCGAGCUGACCUACGUGAGGAAGCUGAAGAUCGUGACCGACCUCCUAGCUGCCGGUUUGCUGAACUUGCAGCGAGUGGGACUGCUGACAGAAGUGUCAGCUGAGACCCUGUUCGGAAAUGUCCCCAGCCUGAUCCGAGCCCACCGGAGCUUUUGGGAGGAGGUGCUGGGCCCCACCCUGGAGGAGGCUCGUGCCUCGGGCCAACCUCUGGACCCUGUCGGCCUGCAAAACGGCUUCCUGACGUUUGGCCAGCGGUUCCAGCCCUAUGUCCAGUACUGCCUGCAAGUGAAGCAGACCAUGGCUUAUGCCCGGGAGCUGCAAGACAGUAACCCUCUCUUCCAGGCCUUCGUGCAGUGGUGCGAGAAGCAUAAGCGCGCGGGGAGGCAGAUGCUGGGCGACUUGCUCAUCAAACCCCACCAGCGCGUCACCAAGUACCCGCUGCUGCUCCAGGCUGUGCUCAAGAGGAGCCCGGAGGCUCGAGCCCGAGGGGCUCUAACCGCCAUGAUCACAGCUGUGGAGUCGUUCCUGCGGCACAUCAACCGGCAGGUGCGCCAGGGCGAAGAGCAUGAGAGCCUGGUGGCUGCAGCCCAACGCAUUGGGCCCUACGAGGUGCUGGAACCGCCCAGUGAGGAGGUGGAGAAGAACCUGCGUCCCUUCUCCACCCUGGACCUGACUUCCCCCAUGCCGGGGGUUGCUGCUGAGCACAUCAGGCAGCUGCUGCUGGAGGGGCCCGUGCGAGUGAAGGAGGGGCGAGAAGGGAAGCUGGACGUGCACCUGUUCCUUUUCUCCGACGUGCUCCUGGUGACCAAGCCCCAACGCAAGGUGGACAGAGCUAAGGUCAUUCGACCCCCUCUGAUGCUGGAGAAGCUUGUGUGCCAACCACUCCGAGACCCUAACAGCUUCCUGCUGAUCCACCUCACGGAAUUCCAGUGUGUCUCUAGCGCCCUCAUCGUGCACUGCCCCAGCUCCACUGACCGUGCCCGGUGGCUAGAGAAGACUCAGCAGGCCCAGGCCACCCUGCAAAAGCUGAAGGCAGAGGAGUUCGUCCAACAGAAGAGGGAGCUCCUGGCACUGUAUCGGGACCGGGACCCGGAGUCCCAGAGCACCAGGCCCUCCACGCCUUUGCUGGAGGGCUCCCAGAACAGCACAGAGGAGAGGACUCCUGAGUUCUCAGCCGUCAUCCCCCAUCUGGUGGUGACUGAAGACACAGACGAAGACACUCCCUCAGUACCGGAUGAUACUUCAGACUCUGGCUAUGGCACUUUGGUCCCAGGCUCCCCCAAAGAGUCCCACUCUCCACUUAGCCGCCUCCACCACCGGGCGCUUCGGCGAGACCCCCGCCUCACCUUCUCUACCCUGGACCUCCGGGAAGUUCCUUUGCGCCCCCAGCCUCCUGACUCCCAAGCUCCCCAACGCCGCAGCGCCCCCGAACUGCCAGGCGGCGAUAUCCAGAGAGGAGCCAGUCUUCCCAGGGGGGACCCGCCUACCUGGUCUGAGGAGGAAGACGGGACUUCGGGGAGAGGGAAUGUGGUGGUGGAGACCCUGCACAGGGCCCAACUUCGGGGACAGCUCUCCCCCUCCCCAACCCAUGUAGACUCUGCUGGGGAAAGCCCCUGGGACUCCUCGGGGGACGAGGAAGAAGAGGGGUCCCUCUACCUGGGAUCCGGAUAUGGCCGCUCCCCACACCCCCUCCGGGCUGAGGACAUGCUUAGAGAGAUCCGGGAGGAACUGGCCAGCCAGAGGAUCGAGGGCGCCCCAGAGCCCCGGAGCAGCCGGCCUCAGAAGCUGACUCGGGUCCAACUGCAGAGGAUGCGCGGACCCCACAUCAUACAGCUGGACACCCCGGUGUCCACCUCAGAGGUGUGAGGAGCCCUGAGGACCUCUGGCAUUUCUCCCAGAGGAAAUUUCAUCCCAAGAGUGCUGGUCACCACCCCACCCCUGGACUCUACCUCAAGGACCACACUUCCCGCCAAGAAGCCUGGCCUGGGCAGCCUGCCCUCCCUAGCUCUGUGGGUUUUGGGGAGCAAGAAUUGUAAACUCAUGUAUCAUAGACAUACUUGAGCCCCCACAUAAAGUUGUGUGUAAAAACGUCUGCCCAGUGCUCCCUGAGGAUGGGAAGGAAAACCUGAGCACCCGGGGAUGAGAAGAACCCGGGAGGGGGAGCUCCCACAGUGGGCACCGUCUACUCCUCUCAGUGGGGUAUCUGGCCCUGGCUUAGCGGUUUUCCCAUCCCACUCAUCAGGAGGGGGGAGGUCUCAGCCCCAGCCUCCCACACCAACCAGGCAGACAGGACCACUCCCUCCAGGAGGGGAACUAUAAUUUCGGUUUUAGUGUAUUUACAAAAAGUCCAUAGCUCCCUCCGGAGGCCCCAUUGUUCUGUUUCUCCUGCCUUCAGACAGUUCAGAUGACACUGUGCUUGUCCAGGCAGGGGCAAAGGGUGCCAAGUUUCCAUUAGUGUGACAUAACUGAUACAAAGAGUGCUUAGCUACUGUGAAAAGGACUCAGGGACCAACCAGAAUCCCAAAACGGGCAUAAGGCACGGCACCUCUUAUCCCCGCAACCACCCACGUGGACUCCCGGCACACGUUCUCUCAGGAGCUCACACAAUCCGCACUUUGCACAACUGAUCAGUGCCCACCCACCCCCCAACCCUCGCGCAAGUUCUCGGUGGUGCUUAAGCAGCUGAGAAAAGCUAUGCACACUGAGGGGGUAGCACCAAGUAAGUGUCUGCCAGCUUUUGCCUGCCCCUCCAAGGC